AUGACCCAUGGCCGCCCGCCAGUGCAACAUACAUGGCCACUUAAUAAAUGUCUUCCGAAGGUGGACAUAUCUGAUCCGUAUUCGUUCCUCGCAAUCAAACGUGGUAUCCUGCAGUACGUGUGGCUAAAACCGAUCCUCACGCUCAUCGCCAUAAUUAUGAAAGCGACAGGCACGUACCAAGAAGGCUACCUUGGUGUAUCUUCCGGGUAUCUUUGGACCGGAAUUGUGUAUAAUAUCAGUGUGACGGUUAGUCUCUAUUCGUUGGCGCUUUUCUGGGUCUGCAUGCAUAACGAUCUCAAACCAUUUCGGCCUGUGCCCAAAUUCCUUUGCGUAAAACUUGUCAUUUUCGCUUCCUAUUGGCAGGGCUUUUUCCUGUCGAUUCUUCAGUGGCUGGGGGCAUUAUCGAAUGGGCCCCCGGGUUAUACGCCAGAUAACCUGGCCGCAGCAAUUCAAGAUAGCUUGAUCUGUUUUGAAAUGCCUAUAUUCGCAGUGUUUCACUGGUAUGCUUUUGCCUGGCACGAUUAUGCCGACCCGACGGUAUCGGCUGCGCGGAUGCAGAUUAAAUACGCAAUUCGAGAUGCGUUUGGAAUAAAGGAUCUUAUUCAAGAUUCGAAGGAAACGUUUCGGGGAGAGAACUAUCAGUACAGAAAAUUUGACUCUGGCGAUAACGUUAUCGCCCAUGAAGAAUCACACUCCCGUGUGGCUCGAGUAAUGGAUGGAAUGAGAUAUGAGCGAGGCGGGAAGGCUAAAUACUGGAUUCCUAAACCAGGAGAAGUGAAUAGCAGGACCCCAUUGUUGGACCCCCCGACAUCCAGUCGACGAACUUCUCAGAACUGGUCAAGAACCAACAGUAGGAACGAUGUUCGCCAAUCUUAUACAGAUAUCGAAGAAAUCACACUUGAUGAUGACGACGAAAGACUGUUUACAAAUGCACGGGCACUGGAAUUUGGAGACUGGAAUUACCCCGUUAUCACAGCAAAUGAGGUUCCCAGGGAUCAAAUAUUGCCGUCGCGGACGAGAUCAGCGGCAUCGUCUACAUUCAGACGUACAUCUGAAGGAGACCAAGUCAAGAAAUCAUCACGGCAUCGAAGCAGGCGUGUUCAGAGUCAAAACGAUGUCCCUGGUAGCUCAGUUGCUGAAGGGGGCUCUAAAAAGUCUAAAACGUCGAAAUCAAGCCGGCAACUGAGCGAUUCUAGCUCGUCAAGCAAAUCGCAUCCAACAAACGACCAGCUAGUUGACAUUGUAGAGGACGUUGAUGGAGCUGUGAAGGAGAGGGAAAGGGCCCAUGCUGUAGGCCAAGAGCCAAACCAUCUGCUUGAAUCACGAUUGAUAAGCCGGUCUUCCAGCAGCACCACAGACCCCCAAAGCACCCAGUACACCGAGACCAGGCCGGAAGGGUCGCCUCCUGCCGACGAUGACACUGAUUCGCAAGAUGAAAGGCAGCGGCUCUUGAGGCAUAUGGGAGAUGGCGUUUUCAACGAAGAGCAGAAUCCUUGGGGCUAG
Molecule: messenger RNA, 1503 nt
Organism: Uncinocarpus reesii 1704
Lineage: Eukaryota; Fungi; Ascomycota; Eurotiomycetes; Onygenales; Onygenaceae
Exons: 3
Coding region: 1-1503 (500 amino acids)
Biological process (GO): transport
Molecular function (GO): transporter activity
Source: RefSeq, a predicted model, not a curated record